UGCGUUGUUCAUGCUGUCUGUCAGUAGGAUUUCGAUUACGGUUGUUUAAGGAGUGAUGCUCAUUGCCGUGCUGCGCUAUUGUGCUUGAUUGGCGGCACGGAUUUGACAGUAUUGUGUAAUUGAGGCACUAGGAGAGGCUAGAAGAUACCAAGACCGUCGCGCAAAACAGCGUGCCGAACACGGCCCGAAGGGCCGUCUGGACGCCGAUGCUGUAAACAAGAUGUGAACGGUAUCCUAUCCAAGCAGCCGCGUCGUGCCAUAAGAUGGCAGAGCACGACUUCGACCCGCGGCAGCAUCGAAAGCACUUCCACGGUAAUGCAGUCAGCCAAGAUGACGACCGAGAAGGCUGCUUUCACGAUGAAUAUGACCCUUUCGCUGGUGACGGCGAUUUGAUUGAAGAUGACUCGAACAUCUCUCUGACAGCGCCUCCGCAAUCGCAGUGGUACCAUGGACGAUUGGACCGAUACACCGCUGAACAGCGUCUACAAGCUGCUGGUGGGCUGGGCCGCUACCUGGUUCGAGAAAGUGACCGCAAGCCAGGCUCUUAUGUACUGUCUUACCUUGGUCACACUGGCAUCAACCACUUUAGGAUUACUGCUGUAUGUGGUGACUACUACAUCGGUGGCCGUCAGUUUGACUCGCUGUCUGACCUCAUUGGCUACUACACCGGCUGGUCAGACCUGCUCAAGAAGGAACGUCUCAUCCAACCAGUUUCUCCUCCUGAGCCUGUCAAUGACAAGAAGCGAGCCAUAGCAGUGCUGCCGUAUGUGAAGAUGGCUGACACAGAUGAACUCAGCUUCCAGAAAGGAGACAUCUUUGUGGUGCACAAUGACAUGGGUGACGGCUGGCUGUGGUGCACCUUGCAUCGCACUCAGGAGAGUGGGCUUGUCUUCAAGGAGCUCUUAGAGGAACUGGAUGACAAUGUAGACCCAAACGAGAUAUACCCCUGGUUUCAUGGCGACAUCUCGAAGGAGGCUGCUGUUGAGGAACUUGCAAAAAUGGGUCCAGGAAGCUUUCUGGUGCGACCAAGUGACAACUCGCCGGGGAACUUCUCUCUAUUCUUCCACAUUAACAAUACUAUCCAGAGGUUUCGCAUAGAGCGAAAAGGAAACCGUUAUGUCAUGGGUGGACGCACCUUUGACAGUCUUGAGGCUGUGGUGAGCCGCUAUAAGGUGGAACAAAUAGUGGAAGGUCAUGUCCUCGGAGACCCUGUGCUGAAGGCCCCUUAUGAGACCUGUCAAUCAAGCCGUGCCGAAGAGCUUCAGCAUCGAUCACGUGACAUUUACGCCACCCUGCGGGAGAGCCGAGAAACUGGCAUAGCAAAACGUAAAAAGGGCGUUCGAAUGCAGGGAUACCUCUCCAAAAAAAGUGUGGGCAACAAGAAGUGGAAAAACCUGUACUUUGUUCUCAAUGCCAAAGAACUGCAAUUGUAUUUUUUUGACAACCCUAGGCGAACAAAGCCCAAGGGUUUGAUUGAUCUCAGUUAUUCCUACUUGUACAUGGUUCAUGACAGUCUUUUAGAAAGGCCUAACUGUUUUCAGAUUGUUGAAAGAGCCCUCCCUUGUAUCAGCACUGUGUAUUAUCUCUGUGCCAGUACCUCUGAUUUGGUUCGGGAGUGGAUGGGUGCGGUGAGUCCCCUGUGUGUGCCGCAGCUGGCCAAGGGGGUAGCUGGCCGAGGCACCUCGCCAGCCGUCUCCCAGGUGCGCUCGCUCAGCCUCACCCUGCUCGAGGCUCACAGGCUGCCUGUGCGUCUUGCUCCACAUCCCUUCUGCAUCAUUUCCCUCAACCAGGUGAAGGUGUGCCGCACUCAGGUCAAGUGCCCACCUGAUCCAAUCUGGGAAGAGGACUUCCUGCUCGAGGACCUUCCGUCAGACGUCACAUCUUUCACCAUUACUCUUUAUACUAAAGGGAAAAGGUCAAAAGACAUGGAAAUGGCGGAAGUUACAGUCGAGUUGGACAGCUUGGUUAACUGUGAAGAAACAGAAGAGUGGUUUUCUUUGGGUGGCCUGACACCUCCCAUUCGUGAGGACUGGGGGUCCCUGCGUGUACGAAUCCGCUACGUGCAUGAAGUCAUCAUGCCGCUGGCUGAGUACACGGCUUUCAAGGAGCUGGUGGUGGAUGAGGAGCUCCACCUGGUGAGCGUUCUGGCAGACUUAUGCCACAAGGAUCGCACUCCCCUGGCCAGUGCCGUGCUCCGGGUGUUCCGCUACGAGAGAAAGGAGGCGCUCCUGCUCAGGGACAUGAACAACCGCGAGAUCGACCUCGAGGAGGAGACAUCAACGUUGUUUCGCACGACGUCAUUGACGACGACGCUGAUGGACCAAUACAUGCGCUCGACAGGCCACGAGUUUCUGAAGCACACCGUUUAUGACUCUAUCAUUCGUGUAAUGGAUGGGAGACAAUCUUGUGAGUUGAAUCCUAGCAAACUUGACAGUCCCUCAGAAGCCUGUGCCAAUGCUGAGCAUCUGCUCUCGGUGCUGGAUUCGGUUGUUGAGUCUAUUUUUUCAUCUGUGGAAUAUUGCUGCCGCACAUUGAGGUACAUUUGUCAUUGCCUUCAGAAGAAGGUGGCCUCCAAGUGGCCACAUGAUCCUAUGGUAAAGACCAGAGUUGUCAGUGGGUUCAUUUUCCUGCGGCUUCUGUGCCCUGCUAUAUUGAACCCGAGACAGUUCAACCUCAUCAGUGACACUCCAUCAGAGACAGCAUCGCGUAGCCUCAUACUGGUGGCAAAGUGUCUCCAGAACCUGGCCAACCUUGUUGAGUUCGGGGCCAAGGAGCCCUGGAUGGAGGUCGUAAACCCUUUCAUACUCAAGAACAAAAAUCGAAUGAUCCGCUUCCUGGAUGAAAUUGCCAAUGUCCCUGAAAAGCCAGAGCCUGAUGAAACAUUUGUUGGGGACCCUGCCCGUGACUUGGCAACACUGCACCACAUAUGCGUCAUGCACAAAGAUGACUUGCUUGCACAGAGCGACGAAAAGCCCAUAUUAAAGAAAGUAAUAACAGUCAUCGACAUGCUGUCCAAGCAUCGGCAGCACUACAUGGACACUGCAAGGUAGCCACAGUUCAGCAACAUCUGUGCAACCUGAACUACUGCCGAGUUUUUCUGGCGCAAGAAACUUUUGAGAAUGUUAAAGAGCAAUCCAUAAUCCUGGUGAUCUAUGGCCCUAGCCUGCGCAACCCGCAGAAAAACAGCAUGGCUCAUCUGGGACCCUCUCUUGGUUUAGCAAAGGAACCAUUUGUGUUUGCGCUCUACAUUUUCUGCAUCUCUCACCCCAUUCGCCUCUUCAUAAUAUUUUUCUUCGAUGCAGUCACUAGUCUCCGAAAUAAGCAUUGUUGAGGAAACUCAGUAUUAUAAGUACAUAGCAUAUGAUUAGUCUUUGUGAAGCAGUUUAUGAAACUGCUGUCAAAAUAAUGCGGAGUUGACAAGUGUGCUUCUUUAAUAGAAUGCACAUUGGUGUAGCUUACACGAAACACAGAAUAACUUGUGAAUUUCUCAAGUAAUGUCGUGUGCUGGUGGCCAAAAGUAAAGGUAAAUUCCACUGGUAGACUCCGAGCAGAUUUUCUGCUGUCUAAAAUUUUGCUUCGCACUGGUUAAUUCAAGAGCCGCCACUCGUUUCCCAGCGGUCGUAUCAGAUCAACAUGCUCUGCUGCAUAUUACUCUCUUGUCCUGCCUUUUGAUGCAGAGACUCAAACCACAAGUCCCAGAACGUGUCGCACUUUCUGCAUGCAAUGCCUGUCAACUUCCACGUUGAUGGCAGUGCAGAGCAGCACGUUUUUAUACGGGCAGAUUCAGAAUUUUGAAAUCUGAGGUGCUUGCUCGAGGAUUCACAAAGAUCCUCCAGAACGACCAGUGGAAUAUGCCGCAAUUUCUAGCAGUAGACAAAUUACCAAAGUGCCAACGUACCUGAGCCUGACCUUUCCUGUGUUGUUGGUUUCAGCUUUCAGUGUUUUCCACUUCGAGGCAUUUUUGUGAUUAGGUUACAUUACGCCGUUUCUUAAUCUAUUUCUAUGUAACAAUCACUGUGAUAAGGCUUGUGCUAGCCAGAAUGUCGCUUCAUUUGUGCUUAAUGCUAGUAGUAUUACAUCUCUUUGCAGGAAAAAAGAAAAAAAGGCUGCCAUAUUGAGUAACACAGUGAAAUUCUAUGGAUAAUGCAGAUCUUUAUUUUUCCAUGUUCAUUUUCAGUGUAUAAACAAAGAGGUUGCGUUUCCACUUCGCAUUUUGCACACUAAGAGGGCCAGCUUUUUGUGGACCUUGUACUUUGCUCAAGAUGAGGCCCAGUGCAAGCUUUUUCUAGCUUGUGUGCAAGAAAAAAUGUUUAGCAGGGCUCAGAGAGUUCUAGCUUUUGUACAUGCUAGCCAGACAUUCUUAUAAAACAUAUAUUGUAUGUACCCACCAUGUGUUGAAUGCAGAGGACAUGCAAGACUGUAUUCCUUUACUUCUCAGAGAGCACUUAGGUGCUGCUCUUUUAUUCUGCUUCUUACACGUUUCUUCAAAAUUAAGUGCUUAAGCGUAACUAAUAACCGCUUGUUCCUUUCCUAAACAUUUGUAUCUAAGCUCAAGUAGGUUUAUGACCCCCUGUCUUUCCAAGAUGAAAUGUGGCUAGGUGCUCCACGGAAGUCUCGUAUAUGGCAGUAUUACGCAGAAAAUUUGUGUGCCUAACAUUUACUUGUCUGUAUCGUCGUUAGUCUAUAGAUGUACUGCUUUCCCGUACUUUGCCUCUACUGCCAUGCUGAUGCAUACCAAAAUGCAGCUACAUAGACAUUGUGCUGCAGAGUACCAUGCUUAAGACUCGAUGGUGCUUGUAAUGCUUGUAAAUAAACUGCACUGAUAAGCA
Molecule: messenger RNA, 4829 nt
Organism: Dermacentor silvarum
Lineage: Eukaryota; Metazoa; Arthropoda; Arachnida; Ixodida; Ixodidae
Gene: vap
Product: ras GTPase-activating protein 1
Exons: 25
Coding region: 264-3050 (928 amino acids)
Biological process (GO): regulation of GTPase activity
Molecular function (GO): protein binding
Source: RefSeq, a predicted model, not a curated record